Neurospora tetraspora is the source of this 1181-nucleotide messenger RNA. RefSeq lists its product as uncharacterized. The record is from RefSeq and is a predicted model, not a curated record. The coding region runs from base 126 to 1031 and encodes 301 amino acids. The transcript has a single exon. Lineage: Eukaryota; Fungi; Ascomycota; Sordariomycetes; Sordariales; Sordariaceae.
UACAGCAGCGUCUGACGCUCGCUCUCUCUGUGGCUUUCCACUGAGCUACCUAGGGAAACAGAGUUGGCAAGUUUUCCUCCCACGUGCCAUCCAUCCGUGUACUGUAUUCUACUCUGGAUGUCAGCAUGGCAUCUCCGGCGUCCGUCUCUAAAGUGAGUAGCUCGAUAGUAGUUGCUCGUGGUUCAACGAAUGAAACCGACUGGACAGUUAACUACGGGUUGUCUUACCUGGAACCGAACCCAGAGACCGCACCAGGGCAUGCGAUAGAUAGCAAGCGAGGAUACAAAGAUGUGUCGACAAACUCGGCAUCGGUGUCGGUAUCAACCCGCAGGUCUCCGUCUUACCAUGGGACGGACCCUCAUCGUCGGCGGAACAGCGGGCGGACGGGCGACAUUCUCUCCUUUGCCUUACGUCCUUCCGCCCGAGUUGCAAAAUUCAAACUCGAACAGCAAAGACUCGAAAAGACUUCCCGCUUUCGCAACUGCCGUCAUGCUCUCCAACCGCACGCAGUACGUAAAACAAAGACAACUUCUCUACAGGCAGAUUCCUCGUUGGCAAAGUUCACAGAUUUCUCAGAGUCUUUUUCGCCAUGUUCUUGGCGGGCAGGCAGACUCUCACGGUUCGCAUCUUUUCGUCCUGUCAAAAAGCGAGGCAGGAUCCGUUGCUUUUGCGCAAUACGCAAUGCGCCAAGAAUGAAGUCAACUCGAGCUUUCACGAUGGCCAAGUCCUGGUGUCCUAGCCAGCAUGUCUGUCUGGGCAGAGCUGGGGUUGACCUGGAAAAGCUGGGAAAGGGUAAUGCCUCUUCAGUCAUUGACCAUUCAUUCAUUGCGAUCCCUCUUGCUGAGAAAAAAGAUUGUGCGAAAAAAAAAAUCUGCUGGUCAGUUGGUCGCAAGAUGGGUACUUUCGAUUCGGUUAGAUUCCUGUCUGAAAAACUUUCAAGAACUUCGAACGGUAUGAACCGUAUAAACGGGAGGCGGCGAGAAACCCACCCCAUGACCAUGGGAGAUGUAGCGACGAGUAGCGACGAGUAAUAAAAGCUGAAGAGGAAGAGGAAAAGAUUUUUUCGUGCUGUGCAGUCAGCAGUGUGCUGAGAGAGAAAGUAAGCUAGCGCUGAGACUUUGUGGCGGACUGGUGGGCUUUGCUUGUUCGUUGUCUCGUCGUUCGGCGCUUCCAAGGUCCAG